CAGAAAUUUGAAAGAAGUGGAAAAUCAAGUAAGGUAAACCUUGAACUAAAAGAAAUUGUAUUUGUCAUCCAGAGUCAAAGUAAUUAUUUUCAUUCCAAGAGAGCAGAAGAUCUAAAGCAAAAUAUUUUAAAUCAGGCUGCAGAUCUUGGAAAGGAAUUACCUAGAGUUCUACUUAUUCAUCAGAUGGACAGGCAUGAAGGUGCAUGGACCAUACUCCCAUUAAUACCAGACUUCUCUGCUACCUAUGGUAGAAACUCCUCAUGGAUUUUCUUCUGUGAAGAAGACACAAGAAUACAAAUUUUAAAGCUACUGGAAACACUUGGAAGAUUUGACAAGUUGAAGGAAUGGUUUUUAGGAAAAGCAUUAUAUGAUGAAGAAUCUACAAUAAUUCACCAUUAUGCCUUUGCUGAAAAUCCUACAGUCUUUAAAUUUCCAGAUUUUGCUGCUGGCUGGGCCCUCAGCCUUCCACUUGUAAACAAGCUUGCAAAGAGGCUGAAAAGUGAACCACUCAAGUCAGACUUUACAAUAGAUUUAAAACAUGAGAUUGCACUAUAUAUUUGGCACAAAGGCAGUGGACCACAUCUUACUACAGUGCCUGAGUUUUGUACAGAUAACAUGGACUCAUUUAAGGCGGGUCAUUGUGCCACAAUGUUCAAUAUUUUCCUACCACUUUGUGGUGAUCCAGUGAAGGAGGAGGAUGUAUUUGUUGCCGUAAAAACUUGUCAGAAAUUUCAUGGAGACAGAAUACCUAUUGUAAAGCAGACCUGGGAAAAUGAGGCUACCCUUAUUGAAUACUAUAGUGAUUAUGCAGAAACCUCCAUUCCUACGGUAGAUUUAGGAGUACCAAAUACCGAUAGAGGUCAUUGUGGAAAAACCUUUGCCAUUUUGGAAAGAUUUUUGAAUCCUAGUUCUUCUAAAACACCAUGGUUAGUUAUAGUGGAUGAUGACACAUUAAUGAGCAUCUCUAGGCUUCGGAAACUGCUCAGCUGCUAUGACCCAAGUGAACCGGUUUUUCUUGGAGAACGUUAUGGCUAUGGAUUGGGAACAGGAGGGUAUAGUUAUAUCACUGGUGGAGGAGGAUUGUUAUGUAAGGGAUUAAGUGUUGGUCUGGAUGGAAGAUGGUUUCUUAUUCAGAUAGAUCACUGUAGGCAGAUUUUUCCAGUCAUUAUGUUUGAAACACAUGAAUUUUCAAUGGGGAUGGUUUUCAGCAGAACAGCAGUCCAGAAACUACUUGCUAGUAAAUGCCGAUGCUACAGCACUGAUGCUCCUGAUGAUAUGGUCCUUGGAAUGUGUUUCACUGGUUUAGGAAUCCCCAUAACACACAGUCCACUCUUUCAUCAGGUUUCUGCACAGUACACCAAGAGCAUUUGGCAGUUCUUUACUUCACUUUUCCAUAUUAUAGAUGAACUACAUUUAUUAAAUGCACGGCCAAUGGACUAUCCAAAGGACUAUCUUUCUCACCAAAUUCCAAUAUCAUUUCACAAACACUGGAACAUUGAUCCAGUGAAGGUGUAUUUUACAUGGCUUGCACCAAAUACAGAAGAUUCCCUUAAUGGAAAGAAACACAGACAUCCUAAGGAAGAUUUAUAAUCUGCAGAAGAAUUUAAAUAUUAGCAUACUGCAACUUUGGGAUGGGGAGUCACUACUGCAGUUUUGUUGUUGUGUUGUAUUUGUACUGUCUGUCUGUUCCUUGCCUAGAACAAAUCUAAUGUUUCAAUCCAGAUAGAGAUUGAUGUAUAUGUAGAUGCGUGUUGCACUUGUUAGAAAAAUAAAUAAUCAGCUUGAUUUUUUUUUUCCAUUUGUGGGAUUUGAGGGGUUCUUUUUGGAAAUCUCGUAUGGAUUUUGAGUUUUGUAACCAUUUUUAUUCCACUGAAUUUAACCUUUACUUAGAGGUCAAGUCCAGUAUUUUAUCUGUUUUGUUUUGCAUUUUUCAGACACCAGCAAUUCAUGUUUCUGUUUUUCUCACUGUUUAAUAGUAGCCUAAAUUCCACAAUUUGGGAUCUGAUCCUAAAAAGUACUGACACUUCUAGCUCCUGCUGGUUUCAAAAGAACUGAAGGAUUCCAGGAACCCCUUUGCAUGAGCUCCUCUUGAACAAGAACGAGGCUAGCAAAUGUGUUUGAAUGAUUAUGGGUGUGGAGCGAAGACACUAAAUACUGUACUUAGUGUCAGUAUUGUUGAUACUGUUUUUAAGUAAAGAUCUUGUACAUUCAUGGGCUAGAUGAGGAUCUUUUUCUGAGUUCUAACACCUGUUGUACCUUUUAAAAGUUUAGCAUUUAUAAAGAAAUACCAUAUAGGGAAUCCAAAGCAAAUGAAGAUUAGGGAUUCUUAAACUAGUCACAAGGUGUCACUGUUACACCUUUGAAAACCCUAGUGAUCAUAUAUGUAUUGGGCAGUUAUAAAUGUUUGACUUAAGGAAUUUUGAAAAACUAAUGUGUUAGAUAUUUCUAAUGUGUUCAUCACUGUGCUGUGUAGGUACCAAGAUAAAAAACUUUGCAAUAUCCCUAAUUUAUAUCACCAACAGUAUUAGUACAAAAUAAGUCUAAGCAAAUUUUAUGCAUAGUAACAUGUAAAGAAUGAUGCCUAUUUGAUUUUUUUUUUUAAUUUUCUAUAUGUAAUUCAGUUUUGUAUUUGUACAAAAUCUGGCUUUAGUAUGUUAAAACUAAUUUUUCUACAUUAACUCUCUUCCCUUUAAGACUACAGUAUAUAGUGCUUAUAUGCUGUUCUCUAACUCUGCUUGCUUAUAUUGUAACCAAAUACAGGGUCUUAAAGCCAUAUUGCUGAAGUUGUUUAUUUGUACAUGUUUAAAGUAUUUUUCUGUAGUUCAUCACUUGAUUGAGUUCCAAAGUCUUGCAAUACUUACUCCAAGUCUGAUGGGGAAGCAACUGGUUACUAUUUCAGUAAUUAUAAAAGAAGUAUGCACAUUUUUGUGAAUGUAGCUUGUGAAUUUUUAAGCAUAUACAUAGUGAGUAUUCAUAAUGGAUUAAAAUAAUGUUUAAACAGGAGUAAUCCACAGUAUGUAUUUCUUCUUCCUUCCCACUUUCAGUGCCUUAAACAGUAGACAUGUCUACUGAUACCGGAGCUACAUUUCUGGUACCAUGGAUGUUAUUGUUAAUUAUGUUUACUGUUUAGAACUGUGUGAACCUAAAUCUGAAUAAAAACAGACUUGUUUAAA
Molecule: messenger RNA, 3173 nt
Organism: Gavialis gangeticus (Gharial)
Lineage: Eukaryota; Metazoa; Chordata; Crocodylia; Gavialidae
Gene: B3GLCT
Product: beta 3-glucosyltransferase
Cellular component (GO): membrane
Molecular function (GO): acetylglucosaminyltransferase activity
Source: RefSeq, a predicted model, not a curated record